AUGCUGGCAGCCGCCGGCCCCUCUGGGUCAGGUCGUAGCCCGGCCACGCCGUCCCAUGUCACCGAUGCAUCCGUGUCUCCGGCGGCGUCCAUCUUCCAGCCCGUGCAAGCCGUCGAUGAGAUCUUCGACUAUGCCAGCUUCAUGUGGGAUGCCGGCGAUGCCUGGCAGCAGGCCGACCCCGAGUCGGGUCAACAGAUGAGCCUCGGGGGCCAGGCUCUACGAAGUCAAUACAGUAGUCAGCCUCUCGGAGGCCGGCAACCACAACCCAUGUCCAGCCCGCCAAACAUCGGCUUCACAGAUCGGACCGCCAUGGACAGCCUGUCGGGACUGUCAUCGGUACCCGAUGCGAGCAGUCAAUCAGAGCAGGCCAUGGAUAUGCAGGACCCGACAGAAGACGACCGACUAAUGGACUAUUUCAGCCGCGUCGUCGUCCCGCCCAUCCUCGCCGAGGUUGAGACGCAGAAGAAAUGGCUGGCGGUCCGCCAGGUCGUCGUGGACAUGGCCGGCGCGUCCCAGAUGGUCAAGUGGUCGGCCCUCGCCUUCUCCAACCUGAUUCUGUCCCGUCGCGAGGGGGCCUGGCUCACCGGCCCGGCGGACCACUACCAGAAAGCCGCGUCGGAAGUGGCAGCGUGCGGCGACGGGUCGUCUCCCGCCAUCGACAACCCCGGCUCCCGCCGAGAGCACCUGCUCGCGACGCUGUUCUUCCUGAGCUACGUCGACAUCCUCAGGGGCCGGAUCAAGGCGGCGGAUUCGUUCCUAAAGCGGGCGUACGGGCUGUUCCAGCAGGGUGAGAAGAGCAGCUUCACGGUCGUCGAGAAGCAGUUCCUGCAGUGGAUGCGUCUUCUCGACGCCCGCGCCGUCUCUGCCGGCGGCCAGGGCCUGCUCUUGUCCAAGGACGACGAGCUGCUGCUCGUCGAGGCGUCGCCGGCGAGCUUCGACGGCGGCGUCGCCGACUCGGGGAGAGAAGACCUCGCCGACGGCGACAUUGAAGAUGUCCUGUUCCAGGUCCUGUACCAGCCCGGCAUCGUCUUCUUCCAGAAAGUGCAGAGCUUCAUGGGGCGGAUAUCCAAGAUCGACCCGUGGCACCGAUCGCGCGGCACGGUCGAGGACGAGACGGAGGUCAUGAACAUCGGGGCGGCCAUCACGGCCGACCUACGGGCCCUGUACGAGCAGCGGCCGCCGCUCAUGGACUACGCCGUGGCGGGCAAGCUGACGGAGCCUCACGUUUCGCCCCAUCUCGCCUUCGUCAUCACGCGUGCCUUUCGCACCUACCUCGCCAACUACCACGCGAGCAAGGUCCACCUGCACAGGGUGGCCUACAAGUCCUUCCCGCUGACCAAGGAGGCGGAUGACGCGCUGGGCCAAAUCCGGCGUCUGGCGAGGCUCCUCGUCGACUCCCUCGACGCGGACAACUCGCUGCCCGUCAACAUGCUCUGGCCCCUGCUGAUGCUGGGCUCCGAGGAGCGGGACCCCCAAGAGAGGGUCUGGAUCAAGACGCAGAUCCUCCGGAUGGAGAGGGUCGCUGGCAACGCCAAGAUCACGGCUCAGGUGCUGGAGGAGGUCCAGGCGAGGCAGGACGCUAACAAGGUCCGGGUCGACAUUCGGUCCGUCAUGCACGCCAUCUUCAACUCGUGCUUCGCCAUAGUCUGA
Molecule: messenger RNA, 1650 nt
Organism: Colletotrichum navitas
Lineage: Eukaryota; Fungi; Ascomycota; Sordariomycetes; Glomerellales; Glomerellaceae
Product: fungal-specific transcription factor domain-containing protein
Exons: 2
Coding region: 1-1650 (549 amino acids)
Biological process (GO): positive regulation of transcription by RNA polymerase II
Cellular component (GO): nucleus
Molecular function (GO): DNA-binding transcription factor activity; transcription cis-regulatory region binding
Source: RefSeq, a predicted model, not a curated record